GCCAGAAACGCGACGCGUGCUGCACAAAAUCAUGGCGAGUCAAGAUGCUAUUUACACUACCGACGAGUAUGGUCGCCCAUUCAUUAUCCUGCGCGAGCAAGGCAAGAAAACCCGGACUCAUGGCGUCGAGGCGAUCAAGUCGCAUAUCCUCGCCGCACGCACAGUCGCAAAUAUCAUCCGGACAUCGUUAGGCCCAAGAGGUCUUGACAAAAUCCUCAUCUCUCCUGACGGCGAGAUCACCGUCACCAAUGACGGAGCUACGAUAUUGGGUCAGAUGGAGGUCGAGCAUCAAAUAGCGAGGCUCCUAGUGCAGCUGUCGAAGAGUCAGGAUGACGAGAUCGGAGAUGGUACAACUGGUGUCGUUGUCCUUGCUGGUGCCCUAUUGGAACAGAGUGAGGCUCUCCUAGACCGGGGAAUCCACCCCAUCCGAAUCGCAGACGGUUUCGACAAGGCCUGCGCCGUAGCAUGCGAGCAACUAGAUCAAAUAUCCGACCGUGUUGAGUUCUCCCUCGAUAACAAGGAAAAUCUCCUCAAAACCGCCCAUACAUCCCUCGGCAGCAAAAUUGUAUCAAAAGAGCACCAACAAUUCGCUCAAAUCGCCGUCGACGCCGUCCUGACCGUCGCCGACGUCGAGCGGCGCGACGUGCCCUUCGACCUGAUCAAAGUCGAGGGCAAAGUCGGCGGCUCACUCGCCGACACGACGCUCAUCAAGGGCGUCCUCAUUGACAAAGACAUGUCGCACCCGCAGAUGCCGCACGCCAUCACCGACGCCCGCCUCGCGAUCCUCACGUGCCCGUUCGAGCCGCCGCGGCCCAAGACGAAGCACCACCUGGACAUCACGAGCGUGGACGAAUUCAAGAAGCUGCGCGAGUAUGAAAAGGCCAAGUUUGCGGACAUGAUCAAGAUGGUCAAGGACACGGGCGCGAACUUGGUCAUUUGCCAGUGGGGCUUUGAUGACGAGGCGAACCAUUUGUUAAUGCAGAACGAGCUUCCUGCUGUGCGGUGGGUUGGUGGCCCCGAGAUCGAGUUAAUUGCAAUCGCCACGCAAGGACGCAUCGUCCCCCGAUUCGAGGAUCUUACGGCCGCGAAGCUCGGAAAGGCGGGCGUAGUCCGCGAAGUCACUUUUGGAACGACGCGGGACAAGAUGCUCGUGAUUGAGGAGUGCGCCAACUCUCGGGCGGUGACAAUCUUUGUUCGCGGGAGCAACAAGAUGAUCGUCGACGAGGCAAAGCGUGCGCUCCACGACGCCAUCUGCGCCGUUCGCAACCUCGUCACCGACAACCGAGUUGUGUACGGUGGUGGUGCCGCCGACAUCAGCUGCGCUGUAGCCGUCGCGAAGGCUGCUGAUGAGAUCCCCACUAUCGAGCAGUACGCCAUGCGCGCGUUCGCCUCUGCCCUCGAUGCCAUCCCGCUGGCCCUGGCCGAAAACAGUGGUCUCUCGCCAAUAGAGACGCUGGCAGAGGUCAAGAGCCGGCAGAUUACCGAGAGCAACACCCGCCUUGGUAUCGACUGCUCCGGCAAGGGCGAGAACGACAUGAAGAAGCAGUUCGUGUACGACCCUCUGAUCUCGAAGCGGCAACAGUACCUUCUGGCGACCCAGCUCGUCCGUGCGGUGCUGAAGAUCGACGAUGUCAUCGUCGCAGGCGAGGCGGACGAGUAGGCGUAAAAGUAGUAGGAGCAUUACGAAUUACAAUUACAUGCUUGGUAUCGCAGGCGUAAUUUGCAUCAUCAUCCCAUCCAAAGACAUCC
Molecule: messenger RNA, 1749 nt
Organism: Coniophora puteana RWD-64-598 SS2
Lineage: Eukaryota; Fungi; Basidiomycota; Agaricomycetes; Boletales; Coniophoraceae
Exons: 11
Coding region: 32-1660 (542 amino acids)
Biological process (GO): protein folding
Cellular component (GO): chaperonin-containing T-complex
Molecular function (GO): ATP hydrolysis activity; ATP-dependent protein folding chaperone; ATP binding
Source: RefSeq, a predicted model, not a curated record